Messenger RNA from Didymodactylos carnosus, 840 nucleotides. Lineage: Eukaryota; Metazoa; Rotifera; Eurotatoria; Philodinida; Philodinidae. The record is from the annotation of a GenBank genome assembly.
AUGAAAAGAUUGCUGCUCAUUUUAUUUUCGGUUAGUGGCAGUUUAGUAUUGACAAUCUAUAUUUUCCAGUUACAACAUUUAAUAUUGUCCAACACGUUAAUGCAAAAUAAAUUUGAUUAUUAUUUAUGUACACAAGUAAUGGAUGAGGAACAAUUUCUUCCCGAAUGGCUAGAUUACAAUAUGAACAUUUUAGGUUUCAAAAAUAUUUGUAUUAUUAACGUUGGCAAAAACAUUUCAGUUAAUAUUACGUCGAAAUAUGAUGUAGCGUAUACAAGUCAUCACAAUAGUACAAAACAAGAUUUUAAUUUAUGUAAAAAAUGUUUUACCAGUAUUAAAAGUCAAGAUCUGUUAUUGAUUCAAGAUAUUGAUCAAUUUUUAAAUGUCCGUGAUUCAACCUAUCUUACGAAGAAUUACGAUCGAUAUGAUGGUUUCUAUUUCCACGAUAUGAGAUUUGGCUAUGUUAAAGAUAAGACAAAUGAGAUAUUUAAUAACAAACAAUCAAGGUUUCCUAUGUUGACCACAAAUACUUAUCGAGGUCUAAUCAAAACUUUAGAUGGAAGUAACGGUAAUCAAUCAGAUCAGUCAUUUAAUUGUUCAGUCCGAGGUGGCUGGAAUUCAUGGCCUCAUUUUCAUCAGACAACGAAAAACAAAAGCAAAAUAUUACAUGUUGAUAUGAAACAAAUGAGACUGAAUCACUACUAUGUGAGAUCAAAAGAAGAUGGAAUAUUAAAAGGAAAGAAGUGGAACAAACUUCAGUCAAUGUUGGGCAUAAUAGAAUCGAAUAAUUUUUUUAAAAUGACCUAUGAUGACACGAUACUCACAUCGAAAACGUUAAAAUGA